CACGCGGACAAGUGUGGACCGCGGGGAUGACAAUGGGAUCAUUUUAACGGAUCAGUCGGCGUCGCGACUCGCGAUCCGGUGCCUCGCUCCUCGUGCGGAAACGAACUUGCGUGCUCGCGAGCCGAUACACACAGCCGCCGAUACCGACAGCGAUAAUUGUCUUGACGUCGUCGGCGUAAUCGUCGUCAGGGGGGCCGAUCCCUGCCUGCGGAUCGUGGUGCGUAACCGUCGCCGUUGCUUGACAGAACCGAGGAAGAUGGCCGAUAUGACGGAGUCGCCGCCGCUGUUUGACACCAGCGAGACAAAGUUGGACGAUCUCGAGGACGACGACGAGGAUAUCUUCGCGUCCGCGGUGCAGGAACAGAGCCAACUGGAGGACACCUCGCCUUACAAUGGAGUGUCCAAGGUUCAGGCGGAAUUGCCAAAACUGUCUCUGCGAGACAUGCCGGAGGAGAACUCGUUCUCCUCGAUGUCCAGCCCGGCCCCGGGUCCCUUGAGCCCGCCCCUGGGACCGAUGAACACCGACAUCGGAGAUCUCCAUGACGUUCCUAUCAAUGAUAACGCGGACACCCUGUCCACGAGCAUCAUUCAUUCGCGAUCUUUAGAAGAGGUUCCGGCCGACACGUCCGAAGUUUUCCUAAAGAUUACCGUCACCUCGCCUCAAAAGAUAGGCGACGGAAUGGGUGCCUAUGUUGCAUACAAAGUCGAAACGAGAACGAACAUGCUUAUUUUUAAGAAGAGGAACUUCAGCGUGAUUCGGCGUUUCAGCGAUUUCCUAGGACUCCAUGACAAAUUGACGGAGAAGUACCUCAGGAACGGCAGAAUAAUCCCGCCGGCUCCGGAGAAAAGUGUAAUUGGAACGACGAAAAUAAAAAUGUCCGGGGACAAGAGUCAAGAGCAAAAUUCGAGUUCCACGGAGUUUAUCGAACGACGUAGAGCAGCCCUCGAGAGGUAUUUGAAUAGAACGGCUGCACAUCCAGUUCUGAGUAUCGAUCCUGAUUUCAGAGAAUUUUUAGAAGCUGAUGUAGAGUUGCCCAAGGCCACCAAUACGUCUGCAUUGAGUGGUAAAGGAGUAAUGCGGCUUUUCAACAAAGUCGGGGAGACGGUUAAUAAGAUAACGUAUAAAAUGGACGAGAGCGAUAUGUGGUUCGAGGAGAAAACGUCGCAGAUAGAUUCCCUUGAUAUUCAGUUACGCGCUCUACAUUCCGCGGUCGAUUCCUUGACGAAUCAAAGAAGGGAAUUGGCGAACUGCACCGGCGCUACGGCGAAGUCGGUCGCCGUUCUUGGCCACGGCGAACCCGGCGCGUCUCUCGGCAGAGCUCUGGCGCAACUGGCCGAAACUCUGGAGAAAGUGGAGGUGAUCAGGAAGACGCAGAGCAACAGCGAUCUUUAUCAAUUUGGGGAGAUGCUGAGGGAUUACGUCGCGCUCAUCGGUGCGAUUAAGGAUGUUUUUCACGAGAGGGUGAAGGUCUUUCAAAACUGGCAGCACGCUCAGUUGAUGCUGAACAAGAAACGCGAGCAGAAGGCGCGGCUCGAGCAGUCAGGCCGCACGGACAAGACGAGCCAGGCGGCCACCGAGGUCAUAGAGUGGGAGUCGAAGGUGGACAGGGGUCAGGAGGAAUUCGACAAUAUCUCGAAGAUGAUAAAGGAGGAGGUCGAGCGCUUCGAGUUGGUCCGAGUGCAGGAUUUCAAGAAGCAGCUGAUCGAGUAUCUGGAGUCGAUGCUGCAACAUCAGAAUCAGCUCGUCAAGUACUGGGAGAGUUUCUUGCCGGAGGCACGAGCGGUGGCAUAAACAUUCCGUUAAAAGAGAGAGAGAAACGAUAAUAAGGCCGUAUACCUACCCGUGAAAAAAAACGAAAGAAGUGACUUCUGUGAUGUUCGUUGGGUCGACAAGUCGUUCGUUCAUUAUCAACGAUUGCGGCGUAUCUUAUCGAGGGUAUUUUCGGGCGAGAGGGGGAACGGAGACGGAGGUGAACAGAGAGAGUGAGAGCGGAUUCGAGGGUAUUGCCAGUUUUGGAAGUUACGCGACGGAAGGAAGAGAGUAUAUCCUAAUUAGACGAACGUAAAUAGAAGUCUCGAAUUUUUAUUAUAUUUCAAUUAUUGUCAAUAUAUAAUAUAUUAAUUCUUUACGAUUACUUUGUAUCCAUAUUAUAUAUACACAUUAUACGUAACUGUACGUAUGAAAAUAUUAUACAAUUUGUUAAAGAAUGUUACUAAAGAAUAAAGAUCAAUCAUGGUUA
Molecule: messenger RNA, 2240 nt
Organism: Wasmannia auropunctata (little fire ant)
Lineage: Eukaryota; Metazoa; Arthropoda; Insecta; Hymenoptera; Formicidae
Gene: Snx1
Product: sorting nexin-2
Exons: 7
Coding region: 257-1792 (511 amino acids)
Biological process (GO): early endosome to Golgi transport
Cellular component (GO): endosome; endosome membrane
Molecular function (GO): phosphatidylinositol binding
Source: RefSeq, a predicted model, not a curated record